Molecule: messenger RNA, 3237 nt
Organism: Leptopilina heterotoma
Lineage: Eukaryota; Metazoa; Arthropoda; Insecta; Hymenoptera; Figitidae
Gene: Dis3
Product: exosome complex exonuclease RRP44
Exons: 14
Coding region: 113-3076 (987 amino acids)
Biological process (GO): rRNA catabolic process
Cellular component (GO): nuclear exosome (RNase complex); cytoplasmic exosome (RNase complex)
Molecular function (GO): RNA binding; 3'-5'-RNA exonuclease activity; endonuclease activity
Source: RefSeq, a predicted model, not a curated record
UUAGUUUUCUGUUUACAGGCGAUUGAACAACACGUGUUUGUCUAAUUGUUCAAUAAUGUUAUAAUGUUCUUUGAUUAAUUAAAAGAAUUAAAAGUUUACUUACUUUUUCAUCAUGUUAACGACAAAAACUUUCUUUCGAAAGACAAAAGGAGGGAGUAUUUAUAAGGUUGUAAGAGAACAUUAUCUCAGGGAUGAUGUUUGGUGUGGAUCAGAAGCUUGUAAUUUAUGCAAAAGUCACAAUAAUAUUCUUGACGAAACGAAUCCUGGAAUUAAAAGUUCUUUGUUUAAACAAUCUCAUUAUUUAUUACUCGAUACAAAUGUUGUUCUCGAUCAGAUCAAUGUUUUUGAAGAGGAUUCACUUUGUAAUGUAAUAAUUUUACAAACAGUUUUAGAGGAAGUAAGACAUAGAAGUUCUAAUGUUCAUACUAAAUUGAAGGAUAUAAUUUCUGAUCCAAAAAGAAAUUUUUAUGUAUUUGUCAAUGAACAUCACAAAGACACUUAUGUGGAACGAAAUCCAGGAGAAAAAGUUAAUGACAGAAAUGAUCGUGCUAUUAGAGUAGCAACAAAAUGGUUUAACGCGCAUUUGAAAAUGCAAGACAUUCCGAUUCAGGUGAUUCUUUUAACCGAUGAUGUUCAGAACAGAGAAAAAGCAAUUUCAGACUCAAUUCCUGUUGCCUCAAUGCAGGAUUAUAUAUCGUCAUUGGAGAAUCCUGGGUUUUUAUUGGAUAAAUUGAGUCGUAAAAGUUAUGAAGUUGAUGGCGAUUCACGAGAACCAUUAUUCCCCUGUCAUCUUCCUCCUUCUCAAUUACAUGAUGGAAUAAAAAGUGGCAAAUUUAUGCAAGGAACAUUUAUGGCUUCGAGGGAAAAUUUUCUUGAAGGUUCAGUGAAUGUAGAAGGCAUGGAGCAGUUUAUAUUAGUGCAAGGAAGAUCGAGUUUAAAUCGAGCAGUCGAUGGUGAUAUUGUAGCCAUUGAAUUAUUAGCAGAAGAUCAAUGGUCGGCACCAAGUGAUAUUGUUCUUCAAGAUGAGGAGGAGGAGGAUCCAGGCGAUGUUCUUGAGGAUGAGAAAAUUUUAAUGGAACAAGCUCCUAAAAAGAUUAUCGAAAAAACACCAACCGGUGUUAUUGUUGGUAUUAUCAGACGAAAAUGGAGACAAUAUUGUGGAAUACUGCAAGUCACAUUAAACAAAGAUAAUACGAGACACAUUUUUGUGCCUGCCGAGAGAAAAAUUCCCAAAGUUCGCAUCGAAACGAGACAAUAUGAAAAUUUGAGCAAGGAGAGAAUUAUUGUGGCAAUUGAUUCGUGGCCUCGUCAUUCGAGAUAUCCGAACGGACAUUUCGUUCGUGCCUUGGGACCAAUUGGGGACAAGAACACAGAAAAUGAAGUAUUACUUCUUGAACAUGAUGUUCCUCACAGCAGAUUUUCUGACGCUGUUCUUAGUUUCUUGCCCAAAUUGCCGUGGAUUAUCACUGAAAAUGACGUUGCUCAAAGGACAGAUUUGAGACAUUUGGAUGUUUGCUCCGUGGAUCCACCGGGAUGUACAGAUAUUGACGACGCUCUACACUGUCGAGACUUGCCGAACGGUAAUCUCGAAGUUGGAGUGCACAUUGCAGACGUCUCGCAUUUCAUCAGACCUGGAACUGCAAUUGAUAAAGAAGCUGCUUUACGUGCAACGACAGUUUACCUCGUUGACAAACGAAUCGACAUGGUUCCAGAGCUAUUGAGUUCAAAUUUAUGCUCAUUACGAGGAGGCGAGGAACGAUUUGCAUUCUCCUGCAUCUGGGAAAUAGAUCACGAUGCAAAUAUUAUUAAAACAGAUUUUUUCAAAUCUAUUAUACGCUCUAGAAGUGCGAUGACAUACGAGGAAGCUCAAAUAAAAAUCGACGAUCAACUUCAACAGGACUCACUCGCUAAAUCUUUAAGAGGUCUCAAUAAUCUCGCUAAAAAACUAAAAGCCCGACGUUUAGAAAAUGGUGCAUUGGUUCUUGCUUCACCGGAAAUUCGAUUUCAAGUUGAUAGUGAAACGCACGAUCCCAUUGAUGUGGAGGCAAAAAAAAUGCGCGAAACAAAUUCCAUGGUCGAGGAAUUCAUGUUGCUCGCAAAUAUUUCAGUUGCUACGAAAAUCCUUCAAGAAUUUCCUGAGUGCGCUAUGUUGCGUCGACAUCCUGAACCACCUCAAUCAAAUUUCGAUCCUUUGAUUAAAGCUGGAAAACAUCAAGGUUUUGAGAUUAAUACAAACACAGGAAAGGAAUUGGCUCUAUCCUUAGAAUCGGCACAUAAAGCAGAUAAUCCUUACUUUAACACAAUGCUGAAAAUUUUAGCGACGAGGUGCAUGAUGCAGGCUGUGUAUUUUACAAGUGGAAUGCUUCAGCCAUCGGAAUUUUUCCACUACGGAUUGGCCUGUCCAAUUUAUACUCAUUUCACGUCACCAAUUCGAAGAUAUGCUGAUGUAAUUGUCCACCGAUUAUUGGCAGUUUCUAUAGGAGCUGAUGCUACGUACACGGAUUUAUUAGACAAGAAAAUUAAUCACAAACUGUGCCACAAUUUAAAUUACCGAAAUCGAAUGGCUCAAUACGCAGGAAGGGCGUCGGUUGCACUUAACACUCAUUUAUUCUUUCGGGGAAAAAUUCAAGAUGAGGACGGAUACAUUCUUUUUGUACGAAAGAAUGCUUUGCAAAUUUUAAUUCCCAAAUUUGGUUUAGAAGGAACGCUUUAUUUAAAUAAAAAAGGCGAGGAGAAUCCAGUUAAUUUUACGUACGACGAAAUGGAGCAUACACAAACUUGUGGUUCUAUUGUUUUUCGCUCAUUUGAUCGCGUCACUGUUCAAUUGAGCCUCGAUAGAUCUAAUGUUCAACGUGAAAAACUUGUUUUUAAACUCGUCAAACCGGAGAUUCCAGGCUUCAGUGUUGCAGCGUUUCAAAAAGUAGAAGACAAGAAAGAACCAACAGAUUCGAAAUCUGAGCUAAAUGAAGAUGUUUUAAUGUCAGAUAAUGAGAAAGUAAUACCAAGUGAAUCGGAAUUAUCGAAACGAAAAGGGAAGAUGUCUGGUAAGAAGCAAAAUAAAAAGAGGAAAAAGUAAGAAAUUUUUUUUAAAAACAGUUACUGAAUUUUUUUUAUCUUUAUAUUUUUGAAAUUAAGAUUUUUUUUAAAUUUGUACAGAGAUAUUAUAUAUCUUUCAAUUCUCUAUCAAAUCGCCAUUUAGGACUAUAUUUUAAUUUCAAUAAAUAAUUCAGAAAAAUA